CAUCCUUUAGUGUGGCAUCCACACCUUUCUGAAGAUGUUUCUGAAGAUCUUCUGCGCACUGCUAUGCUUCAGCGUCACCUGGGCAACAGAAAAUGGAAGCACCUUUGAGGAUCUGGGUGGCUCAGCUCGUGGUUCCAGAAUAGUGGAGCAUAAGACCCAAGCCGGCUGCCUACAAGAAUCAAAUGCACAAGCAUGCUCUGAUGAGGACUGGGGCAAAAAAUGUCCCUCAGGAUGCAGGAUGCAAGGACUGAUACAUGAAACGGAUCAGGACUUUAAUAACAGGAUUGGCAAAAUUAGGAAACUACUCACACAAAAUCUAGAAAGCUACAAGUCAUCAAAUAUUCUGAAGCAGGAAAUCACGAACAUUGUGGACCGCAAUGUGAACAGUGAACAACAGAUUUCUGAUAGUUAUGGGCAAACAUCUGAUAAUCUGAGGAGCAGACUUGUGAUACUGCAACAGAGAGUUCUCAACCAUGUAAACAAGAUUAAAACCCUGCAGAACACUAUCCAGACUCAAGUUGGAGAGAUAAAGCGUUUAGAGGUGGACAUUGAUAUUAAGCUACGUGCCUGCAAAGGAUCUUGUGGUCGUGUUCAAAACUACAACGUGGACACAGAGGGCUACGACAACAUACAGAAGCAGCUCAUCCAAGCUAGUACCAUCAAACUGCAACCGGAAUUUGAAGCUACUCCUUUGAGGGUGCUGAAGAUGAGGCCGCUGAAGGACUCUACUGUUCCCAGCCACUUUAAAACUAAAGCUCCUCUGUCCCAACAAGAAGCCGAAACACUUAAUCGUUUACAGAUAGUUGAAGCAAUACUGGAAAAUUCAGGAGAUGAGUCCAGAGGCUCUCCAGUGGACCACAAGCAUGUUGUGCCCAGACCAGGGGCAGCAGGACAGCCACACACUACCAAGUUAGUCACUACUACUACUACAACUUCUGGAGGGGGUGGCGCUAACAUGAAAGUAGUCAGACCUGAUACGGCUCACUACACCCAAACGUGCGUCAGAACAGUCACCACGAAAGUAAUCCGGGGCCCUGAUGGUGAAAGAGAAGAGACGGUGGAACAGUUUAGAGCUCCCGAUGGUUCGGACUGUUCCCAUGUGCAAGGCUUUGAGAAAGAGGCAGGAGGUUCCACCUACCAUAUCAAAGGGACCUCAGGCGUCGUCGGAAGUGGCUCCCUGGACUUGUCUUUGCUGCCUUCAGAGGCAAGAGAGUUUUUCUCUGGCAGCAAACUCCAUACUGACAGCACAUUUCAUAGCACGGGAACGUUUGAUGGACCGGACUUCUCUGACUUAGGGGAGGGAGAAGACGACUUCACAAGAUUUGACCACUCCUCGGCCUUUGAGUCUAGGACAAGUGGCGGCUCGACCCAUUCUGUGUCCAGCAGCAGUAGCACUAGUGGAUUCAACAAAGGGGGCUCCACUUUUGAAACCAAGUCAAUCAAAGUGCCAGGAUUUAGUGAGACAGAAUGGGUGCAACACGAUCAGAGUGGAGAGGAUAAUCCUGAUUUUCAGGCGCGCAGCUUGAACCCAGGAGGACAGAAGCAGGGGGAAAGCUACAUCGGGACAGACUGUGAGGAUAUCCGCCAAAAGCACACUUCUGGUUCUCGAAGUGGUCUUUUCAAAAUCAAGCCAGCAGGAUCCGCUAAGGGGUUUUCAGUUUAUUGCGACCAAGAGACCACUUUGGGAGGAUGGCUUCUGAUCCAACAGAGAUUGGAUGGGUCAUUGAAUUUUAACGGGACCUGGCACGACUUCAAGAAUGGUUUCGGAAAAGUGGACAACCAAGGGAAAGGAGAGUUGUGGUUGGGCAAUGAAAAAAUCCACGUGAUGACCCGGAAGGACACCGUCCUUCGGGUUGAAAUGGAGGAUUGGGAGGGCAAUAAAGUGUAUGCAGAAUAUAAUAUGCAGGUGAGCUCUGAAUCAGAAGGUUAUCAGCUCAUCAUCUCAAACUAUGAGGGGACAGCUGGGGAUGCUCUGAUCAAAGGCUCAGAAGAAGGAGGCAGUCAAUACACAUCUCACGCUAACAUGACAUUUAGUACUUUUGACAGAGACAGUGAUCAAUGGGAGGAGAACUGUGCUGAGAUGUAUGGAGGCGGAUGGUGGUACAACAAUUGCCAAGCCGCUAAUCUCAAUGGGAUUUAUUACACAGGAGGUCAGUAUGACCCACGGAACAAUGUUCCAUAUGAGAUUGAAAAUGGGGUGGUUUGGGUAACUUUCAGGCCCUCAGAUUAUUCUCUCAAAGCUGUUAGAAUGAAAAUCCGACCUAUAGAGACAGAGUAGAUCCCAUUGCAAAGACGAAAAACAUAACAAACAAAAACAGUUUCCAAAAUGAUAUAUACCUCAAAACUAUCUUGUGUGUGUGUGUGUGUUUUAUUUUUACCUAAAGCAACUGAGAGACAUCUGCCUAUUAAAUAAAAUAAACAGUUCCACUCAAAAAGAA
Molecule: messenger RNA, 2438 nt
Organism: Elgaria multicarinata webbii
Lineage: Eukaryota; Metazoa; Chordata; Lepidosauria; Squamata; Anguidae
Gene: FGA
Product: fibrinogen alpha chain
Exons: 6
Coding region: 35-2278 (747 amino acids)
Biological process (GO): platelet activation; protein polymerization; blood coagulation
Cellular component (GO): fibrinogen complex
Molecular function (GO): signaling receptor binding
Source: RefSeq, a predicted model, not a curated record